Molecule: messenger RNA, 1354 nt
Organism: Marchantia polymorpha subsp. ruderalis
Lineage: Eukaryota; Viridiplantae; Streptophyta; Marchantiopsida; Marchantiales; Marchantiaceae
Source: the annotation of a GenBank genome assembly
GGAACCAGGCUGAGAGUUUCCAACCGGUGAGGACCGUCAUGGAAAAUACCGAACCAUGGAAGACACUGUAGAGGUUGCAGGCGAAGGAGAAGCCGAAGCAAGAGAUGACAUCAUGUUUUUUUCUUCAGAUAUUUCAAGGAGUUUCCAUCGACUUGAUGGAAACUGCUUGAUCUGACUCGAGAUGUCAUUAUGUGGAAAGAUAUUCCUAGGAAGACGUUAUAUUUUGGAGCCGGCUGUUUUGGUAUCCUAUCAACAUCUUACGUGAAGAACCCAAGUUUUGGAGAACUGACUUUCACUUCCUACCUGGCACUAUUGUAUCUAGCCGGAAUAUAUUGUCAUCGGAGCUUCUUAGGCGGUGGACAAGUAGGAAAUGGUGUCAACUGGGAGCUGAGUGAUACAGAGGCUUUAGAUUCCGUAAGAGUUGUUUUACCCGCUCUGAACUUGGUCAUCUGCAAGUGCGGACAGCUAUUCUGUGGGGACCCUUUUACAACUUUAAAGGUUGCAGCAAUGCUGUGGGUGCUAGCUCAACUUGGUUACUGGAUUUCACUUUGGAGUUUCGCCCGGUUGGCAUUUAUAUUGCUGGUUGCAGUACGGGCCUACUUUAGUCAAUUUCCGGAGGUUAGGUUGACCAGAUAUCCACAUAAUGAUUAUAGUGGGAAUAGUGAGCAAGAUGAACUGCCACCCAUAAUUGCUCCCGUUGAAGAGAGGGCGUUACGCACACAACCAGUUCUGAAGGAAGUUAAGUUGGAAACAUCUUGAGUGAUGAUUUUCACGAGGUCACCUCGUCGAAGAUUCUACUGUGAAGGCGAUACAUCCAGCGUCUGGUCGGGAAGUCAUCUUCAUUCGGAGCAGCAUUUGGAGAAGCGUUGUCCCUCUACUUCCCGUUUUCAAAAUACCAUGGGUGGUAUUCUCCUUGUUUUGCACAGGGUGUACAUGUAGUUAUAUUAUCGAAACAGAACCGGGCUAUUUUGAAAAAGCCAACUUCCACAAUCCGCGUUUAGAAAAAAAACAGUGGAGAUGUGAAGAAUGUGAACUGGCCUGAUUAACUAUCGCCUUAGCCUUGCGGCUCUUAGGUCUUCGCACCCUUUUUCCUAUAGUACUUGGUGUCCCAGUUCGCUUUGUAGCUCACACUUUACAUCUAGCUCAUGGUUUGGGGUCUUCCCAUCCUUUUUUUGUCAUCUACUUGGCCCCCUUUUAUAUUCGGGCCCUUUGUAUGAUAAGAGAUGCUGAACUAAGCUGUUUGCCAGUAAUGUUGCAUUAAGAGACGAGAUUUCUUUCUGUUAUGGGAAGUGGUCACGGCUGGUCCGAUGACCUCAUGCAGUGGAUGGGUAUAAUAGUUCAAAAUAUUUCCCUG